Linum trigynum is the source of this 333-nucleotide messenger RNA. The record is from the annotation of a GenBank genome assembly. NCBI's taxonomy places the organism in Eukaryota, Viridiplantae, Streptophyta, Magnoliopsida, Malpighiales, Linaceae.
AUGGGUCUCGUUUCUUCUUCUCCCCUGCCGGUUUUCCUUGAAAAAUCAAAACCCUCAUCGGCAUUUCAACUCCGUCGUCUCUCCAUCGUCACUCGAAUCGCGAAUCAACCAUCCCAGGCGUCGAACAAUAGGAGUGGUUCAUCUCCUUCACCAAUCUUCCUGACGAAUUUCAACAAAUCGUCACUGUGUCGCCAUCAGCAGAGUAACAGCAACCAUGGAUUUGUUGAGGUCGGCGGAGGAGGAAUCGACGAUGGAGUUGGAGCGGCCGGGGGAGGAGAAGAAGAAGCCUUGGGAGGCGUAGACCGUGGCCAAGUCGGGCUCGGCGGAGGAUGA